Molecule: messenger RNA, 3462 nt
Organism: Acanthaster planci (crown-of-thorns starfish)
Lineage: Eukaryota; Metazoa; Echinodermata; Asteroidea; Valvatida; Acanthasteridae
Product: beta-4C adrenergic receptor-like
Biological process (GO): G protein-coupled receptor signaling pathway
Cellular component (GO): membrane
Molecular function (GO): G protein-coupled receptor activity
Source: RefSeq, a predicted model, not a curated record
UCCCCGCUACUUCCAUUCAUCUCCUGCUUUCUGCUCAUUACAGUGCAGCCAUCGUGUUUGGACAGCAUACGGACGUGUAUAUGACUUUCCACUAUUACUCACACUCGUAAUUAGAUAGGACAAGGCCAACUGUCAAUCGUGCACUGUUUGUACCUUAUUUGCAGGCAAAGUGGACUUUUCAAUUAGUGUCAGUUCGCACUUCUCAAACGGAUUAACACCAAGAAGAGGCUCUUUGUGAAGCGCUGGGAUAUGCCCUAUUUAUAUUGGAAUUCGCCUCGAAUACAUGAACAGACCAUAGUGGAUUUCAUUCAACUCUGGAAUAUAAAUUAGCUGGUGAUUAGCCUUUUUUUUUGCAGUAUGACAUGUACUCAGAUUGGAUUUUUAUUGCAAGGAGAUUGCUGAUGAAAAAAGAUAUCUUUAUAUGCUUCUGAUGGAUUAUUUUCUCAGAAAUGGUACAUCGACUAGGCUACAGCAUAAGCAUCGCUACUUGUAUUGAUGCGGCUCAACUGUGAAAAACAUAGUCAGCUAUUAUACCCACAGGUGGAAGGUGCGCAUGCCUGUCGCACAAUUGUCUCGAUCGGCCGGACUUCAUUUCAGUUUUCUUUAUUAGCUGACUCUGUGUCAUACAGGGAGAGAAAAUGAUACGUAGUGUUUAACUUGGAAGUGUACACGUUGGUUUUCUGAUGAGUGUGAGCAGACAUCGUCAAGAGCGUGUGGCCUAGCUUUACACAUCCCAAGGUGUGGCUGGCUUGUCUUUGUCAGAGUUGCACUUUGCUCUCGGGGAAUCUGAAGAUGGUGUUAAACUCUGGAGAUGCUCCAAGUCAUUUCCGGCGUAUCCAUGACACGGUUCAACCGUUGCUACUGGAAAUAGCCACAUCCAGUCCGUGCACAGAUAUCACAAUCUUCUUGUGAAAAUAAACUGUUAUUGAAAGGUUUGGGAAUAGGAGUUGCAACUUGCUUUGUGCCUUUAAAGACUGGACUGAGUAUGGCUGCUAGUGCAACAGUUUUGGAGACUACAUUUAUUGGUAGUCCUGUGCCAGCUACUGCUGAAGCCCCUCUGUGUCGUUCAGAUGCUGGCCCGUCAGGAGCACAGAUUGUAGUGGAAAUUGUCAUCCUUGCUGUUGUUUCCUGUUUGGGGGUGUUCGGAAAUGCCCUCGUCAUUGCGGCUGUUGCAAUAACACCCAGCUUGUGCACAACCGCCAACUAUUUCAUUUUUGGCUUGGCAUGCGUGGAUCUGGUUAAUAGUGGCAUCCUGGCUCCAAUCUUCAUAUUCACCUUAGUGGAGGGGAAUUGGCCUCAUGAGGACACUUAUUGCAAAGUGGUUGGGUACAUGACCAUCUUCUGCCUGGCAACAUCUGAGUCGGCCUUGAUUUGCCUUGCCGGGACUCGUUACCUCAUCGUGACCAAGCCCAAGGACAUCUUUGCCCGUUACUUCAAGGCAAAAUUUGUCGUUGUGUAUAUUAUCAUAUUCCUGAUAUUCCAACUUACAAUCCUGUUCCUACCGCUGUGGUCGGACAUCGGAAAUGUCGGCUUCAGCCACGUCAACAGCCACUGCACGUUUGUGAUCUGCGACCGGAAGGACUGGUACUACCCACUGAUCCUGUUCCUGUUUUGCAUGGUCAUUAACUUGGGCAUCAUUCCCACUUUCUACUUGCUGACCUUCCGCACAGUGGCCAAGAGCAAGCGUGCAGUUAAGGCGCUGCAGGCCCUGCAGGGCACGGCCCAAGACCGGCAUGUCAUCUGUCUCAGCCCCCAGGAGGUGCAGCUGACAAAGAAGCUGCUGCUGCUGUUCCUGGUCUUCAUGGUCUGUUGGUUCCCCUACUCCAUCGCCAUCUUUGCUGACGGCUGGCAGACCGUGCCACCCCUGGUCCACCAGGUCACCAACCUCCUCAUCUGGCUGUCGGCAGGACUGAACCCGUACAUCUACGCCUUCCGGAUACGCAACUUUCGCAAGGCGUUCAGGCGUAUCUUACUACUGCCAUGGAGGAAGUGUCAUUUCCGAAGGCCUCGAGGGGCUUCAGCCAGUGAGAACUUGGGGACAAGCAUGGUAGACAGACAUGAAAGCCAUCCUUGAAUUUGAGUUCUAGGUGCAUAUACCACUCUUCAGGCAGAAGCAUUUAUUUUUGACCUUACUGUACCACACUUGUCUCUGUGGUGAAACUGAGACAUUAACAUGAAAAUUCGGAAAAUGGGAACACUCCAUGUACAUGAUAGUAAUGAUUUCUUGUUUUCAGCAAACGCACAGCUGAAAAAUGAAAACAAAUAAGCUCAAAUAUACAAGCCGCAAAAGCGGUUUGUUUUAUCUUCAUGUACUUGUACCUAGAUAGACAUGUGUAUGAAUACGCUGCCAUUUUAUCUUGGAGCAAGUCUGUGAUUGUUACAAUCACAUGCUUUUUUUUCUUCUUGAAAUGAUCGCUGACAUACUGUACAUGAACAUUUAACACCCAGAUAAUACUAACUGAAAACAAAUUUCAUUCUCUAUUAUUUGAAUGAUUGCAAUUUUUAGUCAAUUUACAAGUAUUUAGAACCUUUGUGCAAAUGCAGAUGUGAGAAGUCAAAUUUGCCAAAAAUUACAAUACAGUGACUCAGUGCAAAGAAAGUACAGACAAAUUUGCUGUUUCUCUCCCAAAUUGGUAGAGUGGACAGUUCAUUUUCCAAAGACAACAUAUUAAUGGAGAAACUGUUGAUGAAUUGGACAUAUAGCUUUUUGCCACACAAAUAUGUACUUAUGUGUACAUGCACAUUGCUGAAUACGUGUACCCCAAUGUAAAGAAAUAAAUACACUAAUGCAGUAUUUGUAAAUAGACUUGCAUGUAAAUGAUAGCAAAUAAUCAGUCUUCUGUGUAUUAUUGUUGUAAUAAACUUAAGUGCCUUGUGUCUGUAUAAAAAUCUGUGGUUCAGAGAUCACAUGUAUGUACAUGUAUUUCCAUGUUUGAAUGGGUAAACUAAUGGAGUUCAGAAGGCUGUAAAUAGGUGGUGAUGAAACCACCUGAAAUAAACCUGGUAAUCUCCAUUUUGAAGGAGUCAUCUGUAGGACCCAGACAGUGUCUGUAGAAUAUUCCAGGUAUUUUCACACGGCUGCUUGAAAUACUGCUGCACUGCUACAUGUAGUUCAGUGCACUGAGCCAUUUCAAUCACUAAGUUUGUCAUCAUUGGGCACUUGAUCAUUAUUAUUGCACAUACAUGUAUAUUAUGGUUGUUUUUGAUCUUACAUGUAUGUCUUGCUUGUCGAUUUAUGUUCAUUUGUGAGUGUACUUGAGCCUUGAACCUGUACUUGAGCCACGGCUUCUGCUUAAUGCUUCCUUAUUGCUGUCUUUGUGUACUUCCAUCAGUUUACAUUCUUUAUUUCAUGUAAUAAUUUGACACUCAAUGUUCAGUUCCUCAUUUCAUGUAAUUUACUUAUCAACUUUUCAAUGUUAUAUAAUUGUCUGCAAUAUGGAAAUAAAUGUGUUCAUGAAUGAA